Colletotrichum scovillei is the source of this 2562-nucleotide messenger RNA. RefSeq lists its product as uncharacterized. NCBI's taxonomy places the organism in Eukaryota, Fungi, Ascomycota, Sordariomycetes, Glomerellales, Glomerellaceae. Bases 1 to 2562 code for a protein of 853 amino acids. The record is from RefSeq and is a predicted model, not a curated record. The transcript is spliced from 11 exons. Gene Ontology annotation, biological process: intracellular signal transduction; cell motility; phosphatidic acid biosynthetic process. Gene Ontology annotation, molecular function: D-type glycerophospholipase activity.
AUGGAUCACAUCUUCCGCAAGGUGGAGCGGGGCAUCGACGCCCUUUUUGGGGAUGAGCGACACGCUCACACUCACUCAGGCCACGAGUGCCAUGAGCACCAUCCCGCCGGUCACGCCGAGAACAGAUUCCAGUCUUUUGCGCCUCAAACCACUGGUAACGCCAAGUGGUAUGUCGACGGAUGUUCCUACUUCUGGGCCGUUUCCGAAGCUAUCGAACAGGCCCGCGAAAGCAUUUACAUCUUGGAUUGGUGGCUGAGCCCAGAGCUGUACCUGCGCCGUCCUCCCUCUCAGAAUGAGCGCUAUCGCAUCGAUAACCUGCUCAAGGCUGCCGCCGAGAGGGGUGUCAAGAUUAACAUUAUCGUCUACAAGGAGGUUGAAGCCGCCUUGACCCUCAAGUCCUCUCACACAAGGACAUACCUGGAAAGCCUUCAUCCCAACAUUGGCGUGUUUCGACACCCUGACCAUGUGCCCACCGGAUACGACUUCCAGGCUGAGCUCAAGCAGAACUUCGCCAACAUGAACGUCAACACUUUCACCCUAUCCAAGGCUUCCGGUGAUGCCAUCAAGGCCAUUUACGGUACUGCUACCGAUGGAGUCACCCUAUUCUGGGCUCACCACGAAAAACUCUGCCUGAUUGACGGCAAGAUUGCCUUCAUGGGAGGUCUCGAUAUGUGCUUUGGCAGAUGGGACACCAACAGCCACCCCAUUGCGGACGCCCACCCCGGCAACCUGGAUGCCGUCAUUUUCCCCGGCCAAGACUACAACAACGCCCGUGUCUAUGACUUUGCUGACGUCGACAACUGGGAGCAAAACAAGCUCGACCGCACCAAGAGCUCUCGUAUGGGCUGGUCCGAUGUCAGUCUCAGCUUGAGCGGCCCCAUCGUGGCAAACCUGGCAGACCACUUCGUCGAUAGAUGGAACUUCAUCUAUGGCGAGAAGUAUGGUAAGAAGAACCCUGGAAAGUACCAAGCUCUCGGUGGAGGUGCUGCCAACGCGGAUGCUGGCAGAAUCGCCGAGAACGAGACAGAGAGCGGCGGUUUCUUCGGCGGAGGUGGCCAUACCAGCCACCUCUUUGGCGAUCUCUCUGACCGUAUCAACCGAGGCAUCAGUCGCAUGGCUGUCAGUGACGAUAACCAGGAUGACGGUCCCCGCAGAAUCGACCGUGGUGACCGGGCUGCUAACAUUCAGCUCACCCGAAGCUGCACGGAGUGGUCUGCUGGUCACCCAACUGAGCACUCUAUCGCGAAUGCUUACAUGCAUGCCAUCACCAACGCCCAGCACUACGUCUACAUGGAGAAUCAGUUCUUCAUCACGGCCACCAGCAAGGAACAACACCCCGUCACCAACAAGAUUGGUCGUGCCAUUGUCGACCGCAUCAUCCGCGCCCACCAAAAUGGCGAAGACUUCAAGGUCGUCGUCGCCAUGCCCGCUGUCCCCGCCUUUGCCGGCGACCUCAAGGCCGACGACGCCCUCGGCACCCGCGCCAUUAUGGAAUUCCAAUACAACUCCAUCUCCCGCGGCGGACACUCCAUCAUCGAGACUCUCCGCUCCGAGGGCGGCAUCGACGACCCGGGCCGCUACGUCCGCUUCUACAACCUCCGCAACUACGAUCGCAUCAACAUCUCCUCCACCAUGGCCGACGCCGAAGGCCGCUCCGGCGUCCGCUACGAGGACGCCCGCCGCGAGCACGACGACAACGUCGGCGCGGGCUACGGCGAGCAGGGUCAGGGCUACGGCACCCGCGGCGACUCCCAGUACGAGCGCUACCAGGAGGCCGCGUCCCGCGUCUCGGACCAGACCUGGGACACCGUCUCGGCGUGCUACAUGGACAGCGGCCGCGACCUGCACUCGGUCCCCUGGCACGGCGAGCCCGAGGCCGAGCUCGACGCCUUCGUCAGCGAGGAGCUCUACAUCCACUCCAAGCUCCUCAUCGCCGACGACAACCUCGUCAUCUGCGGCUCCGCCAACCUCAACGACCGCUCCCAGCUCGGCACCCACGACUCGGAGAUCGCCGUCGUCAUCGAGGACCCCACCCCCGUCGAGUCCGAGAUGGCCGGCCGCCAAGUUCGCCACCUCCUCCCACUCCUUCGCCUGCCUCGGCCUCCUCGACCACGCCACGACGGCUCGCCGGCGCGGAUGCGCCAACGAGCCGGACUCCCUGCCGACGCGCCGCGUCCCGCCGUUGUCCCGCAGUUCUGGGACCUCUGGGAGGGCACCGCCCGCACGAACACGGAAGUUUUUACAAAGGUCUUCCACAACGUCCCCAACGACCGCGUCCGCACCUGGAAGGACUACGACGAGUUCUUCUCCAAAUACUUCAUCAUCCCCGGCGCCAAGAAGGAGGAUGACAAGCAGAAGGAGGAGGAGGCCAACCGCGGCAAGGUCGAGUACGGCCACGUCGUGCGCGAGGAGUUCCCGGGCGGUGUGCGCGAGGUUAAAGACUGGCUGAACCGCGUGCGCGGCAACAUUGUCGAGAUGCCGCUCGACUUCCUCGUCGACGUGGACGAUAUCGCCAAGGAGGGUCUGUCUCUCAACAGCUUCACUGAUGAGAUUUACACGUGA